Molecule: messenger RNA, 977 nt
Organism: Closterium sp. Naga37s-1
Lineage: Eukaryota; Viridiplantae; Streptophyta; Zygnematophyceae; Desmidiales; Closteriaceae
Source: the annotation of a GenBank genome assembly
AUGUCGACCGGUGAUGUCACGAAUUCGCUGUUCCACGUCAGCAGCAACAGCCCUGACGUGUGGUGGUCCCUCCCCGACGGCAUUUCCGAGAGACUGCCCUUGCCUCCCGGCCGCUGGCAGAGAAUAGAGGAGCUCUCACAUCGGAUGGGAGUUCUCCUAUCCCCAGACCUGCUGCUGCGAUGCCUGGCCCAGGACAUGUACUACUACCUGCUCAUGCCGGGAGCCCAAUGUACUCUCAAUCAGCAGCAGCAGGACGGCAGGGAGGAAGGCAGCAGGGAGGACGGCAGCAGAGAAGAUGAAAGCAAGAGGAGCACUGCAUCUGGUCCUCCUAGAUCCAACGAGCCCAUUUCGUACUUCACAGCCCACAGCCGGCUGCGGUCGCAUCUGGAGGCGGUGGGGGACUCGGUGCUAGCGCUCACGUGUGUGCUGCACCUGGUGUGCCAGCAACCACCCCUGUCCAUGGGUGAUCUCACAUCACGCAAAGACAAGCUUGUGAGCAACAGGAGUCUGGCGGGCAUAAGAGGAGGGGUUCUGGGCCCGCCGGCAGCCAUGCUGAGCUUCUCAGACGCGCUGCUCAUGCAGGGCAAGCGCGCCGUGGCUAAAGGGGGGGGUACGGUGGAGUCUUCGUUAGUUGCCUGCACAAUGGAGGCACUUGUUGGCGCAGUAUAUGCAGAGAAGGGCCUGGAAGCAGCAUCAGCCUUUGUCACCCGCCUGCUGCCCUCCCUAGUGGACUCCCGCACUGCUGCUCCACACACACAGAGCCUGGAGUUUGGGCGUCAGUAUGAGCAAGAAUCCAGGCAUGAGCACGGGCAUGAGCAGCAGAAGCAGCAGCAUAUUCAACUGGACGGAGAGGGAAGUGUGACGGUGGGCGACGCUGCAGCAGUAGGGAGAGUGGAGUCUCCAGCAGAGCAGAGUGACCCUGUGGCUCGUCUGCACGACAUGUCCCUUCAGCAACUGGGACUCACGCCGCAGUACCG